Odobenus rosmarus divergens (Pacific walrus) is the source of this 1355-nucleotide messenger RNA. RefSeq names its product proline rich 22 (gene PRR22). Lineage: Eukaryota; Metazoa; Chordata; Mammalia; Carnivora; Odobenidae. The record is from RefSeq and is a predicted model, not a curated record. The transcript is spliced from 3 exons. Bases 1 to 1338 code for a protein of 445 amino acids.
AUGCAGCACCCCAAACCUUUCUAUGCGCCUACGGCUCCCCAAGAAGGCUUCAGCCCCCGGGGCCUGGAUGGCACCGAGGGGCCAGGCAGCCAGCCUGCUCCCACCUGCACGGAGCCUCUUCCUGCUGUGGGGUCCUCCAACCUGUAUCAGCCCCCAAACCCGGAGAAAGAGGUGUUUCCAGCCCCUCCGGCAGGUUUCCAGAUGGCACCCUGCGGGUGCUUCUUUGACCCCCGCAUCUACCGAAUCGAGUGGGCCACCACCGACUUCGGCCAGGCGUCCCUGUACAAGCUGACGGCAGUGGGCGGUGGGGGACCCCCCGGGGGUCUGGCUGAGGGCCCCGCUUCGCCAGGCACCUACCUCCUAGAGCCCCAGCACUACCUCAAGGCCCCGGUGCCGGCCCCACCGCCCCCGCCAUACCCACACUACCAGCCGCUGCCUGGGAGCCCCCAGUACCUCAUGCCCUACUUCCCACCCGAGGGGCCUGGGCCAGAAGCUCUGGGUUUUGUGGGGGAUGGGGGGCCCCCUGCCUACAUGGAGCUGCCUCCGCCCCUGCUCAAGGAAGGCCUGGGGCCAGCCCCACCACUGCCCGCACCGCCACCGCCACCUGUCCCCGAGGAGAACAAGCUGCCUCCCCUGCUCAUCACGCUCCCCACUGAGGCCGCGCUGCCCCCCGGCCCCUACGGCCACCUCAAAGGCCGCCUCAGUCAGUUCCACGGGCCCAGCGAGCCCCUGGCCUUCCCCUCCAAGGAGCUGCAGGGUGGUGGGGCCGGGCCGGCCCUGCUGUACCCGCCGGGCCCUGGGGAGCCCAAGGCGGCCGAGGCAGAGGCAGCCCCACUGGGGGCGGGUGAGGCCAGGAUCCCCGAGGCAGCCAGGACCUUCGUGCUACCUGAGAAGGUGCUUCUGGAAGAUGCAAUGAAGCUCUUCGACUGCUUGCCGGGCAGCGCUGAGCCCGACGGGUCCCCGCGCACGGCCCCUGGGCCUGCCCUGCCGGACAGCGGGGGUGGCGGGGACGACUCUUCCAGCGACAUCCGCUCGCUGCACCUGCCGGACGAGCUGCUGUCCUUUGACUACAGUGUGCCCGAGAUCCUGGACACCGUUUCCAACGUGGACUACUUUUUCAACUUCAAGGCCCUGGAUGAGGAGCCGCUGCCCCGCCCAGGGCCCCCAGCCGCCAACACCGUGGCCCCCGUGGUGCGGCCUGAGCUUCCCAGCAAGAAGAAGGCCGGCACCUCGUCCGCCAAGAAGGGCAGGCAGGGAGGCAAGGGCAAGCAGGCUGCGGGCCCGGCCAGCGCCACCCCCUCGGGGCCCAGGCAGGACCUGGGAGCCACCCCGCAUUAAAAUGGAUUUGACCUCUC